UUUUUUUAGUUUAAAGGCAAAAAAUCUUUUAGUGUCCAUACCGUAACACAGUACUUUCUUUGCUUCCUCUAUCGUGUUAUCAUAUACCACGAUACAAUAUAGUACAAGUAUAACUUUAAUUAAAGAUUAUGCUUUUUGAUAGUACGAUAAGCAUUAGGUUAGUGAUUAUACUUGCAUGAAUGAUUGCUUUUAGAUAGCAUGUUGGAUCGUAACGCCGCUGAGGCGCUGGACUCCAACAACGAAGACACAGAAACAAUUUGCCUUACAAAGUUCGCGAAUAUUUCGCUUUGAAGUCUGAGUACAAUCAUUACAGUUACGACCAAAAUGUUUCUCUCAAAACUCGUCAGCUUUUUGGUUUUACUCUACAGUUUACCGGGUACUUUACAAACAGAAAACCCGGUUUUCGAAUUCACAAAGCCCGCUUAUUAUGCCACGGUACAGGAGAAAGCAGCAACCGGCAGCGCUCCUGUGCAAAGCGCUAUCAAAAUGGGGAUGUGGCUGUCCACUGUUACAGAAAGAGUUCGAUACUCAAUAGUCGGCGGGGGGAACACGUUCGAAGUCCGGCCAAGGGUCUCCGGCAACUUUAUCUUUAUUGACCUGCGUUCACGCACCCUCAGGAAAGAUAGGGAUGUACAAGUACGAGCAAUGUCGGCUGACCAAAGAUCUGAAACUCAGUGUACAAUCCAUGUUCAUAUUGUGGACGUGAACGACUUCCAGCCGCUAUUUCCCCCCAACCCUACCAUGUGUCUAUAGGAGAGGAUACCCCGAUCGGUGCAACCAUUACUGUGGUCACAGCUACCGAUUCUGACCGGGAUCCUGAGAACACGCGCUUCUACUACAGUUUGAAACAUAAUACUGGUAACUUCGCCAUACACCCUACUACAGGCCGUGUCACCUUAACUGGAGAAAUCAGCAGGAAAGCGCAGAGACAGCACUCUAUGCAAAUAACCGCCAUCGACCGCAAAGCGGCCUUGUCUGGGACUGCGAAUCCAACCGAAACUACCCUAACAGUAGAUGUGAGAUCCGUGAAUGCCCAUGCACCGAAAAUUCUCGUUACACAAUUGCAAACGUUAGAAAACCCAGCUGCAUUCACAGGAAAUCAAUUCAACAAAGUUACAUGCGCCACUUUGACAAUAACAGACCCAGAUAGUGACAAUCAUGGCGAAAUCGCCUUCACUAGAAUCGUUAAAGGCGACCCUGACGGUCUGAUCGAAAUCGAACCCGGAAAUGAACCGAACGAAAAACGACUUGUGUUUUCCAAGCGCCCACCACCCAUAAAUGCAGUUAUGAAUCUCACUGUUGAGGUAUCAGACAAUGGCACACCCCCACGCAGUUCACGAGUCGGCGUUCAAAUUCAGCUUUACGACCGCGAUUCGUUCGUUCCGAAAUUUACCGAGCCCAGUUUCCGUAUGCGAGUGAGUGAAGCGAGCCCACGACACACACAAGUCGGAUUCGUGAAUGUAACAGGCGAGUCAAACGCAGUUCGCUUUUCAAUCAUAUCUGGAAACGGCAGAAGGUCGUUUGAAAUUAACCCCCAUACUGGUUUAAUCACAACACAACGUCAUUUAGACCGAAAUGCAAAAGCAAUAUACACGUUAACAGUCGCAGCAACUAACGUGAGCCUUGUGUUGGGAGACGCACUCAAUACAACAACAGUUGUAAUUGAAAUUGAAGACGCGAAUGAUCAUGACCCACUGUUUACUGAUUCCACGUACAAAGUGGUGAUCCCGGAGAGCCUGCCUGCUGGUUCCUUUGUCAUUCAAGUCCACGCGGAAGAUAGAGACGCUGGAAACAACGGCAGCAUCCUUUACACGCUCGUGGGAAACCCUAGCGAGUUUAAGAUCGACCCAAUUAACGGCACGAUAUUAACUACAAAAAAGCUGGAUUACGAUUUAAUGCGGAGCUCGUAUAAACUACGAGUUCGAGCCACUGACAGCGGGACACCGUUCACGCGUAAGAGUGAAUGCUUUGUGAAGGUUACAGUAUCCAAUGUAAACGAUAAUGCACCUAUGUUCGUUGAAUCCGAAUGCUUGACAACGUUGCCACAAUCUUCAAACCCAGGAUCCCCGCUUGCGCAAUUAAACCCAGUUGAUAUUGAUCAUAACCCUUUUACCUGCAGCCUCUUAUCUGGAAACAGGGACCUGUUUGAGGUAGAAGAGUUAAACUGCUUGCUAAAGCUUCGUUCCAGGGUAGACCAAGAAGCGCUUGGCUCGCUUUUCGUUCUCCAAAUUGUUGCAACGGACGAAAAAUUCCAGUCGGAUCCGGUUUUUGUGAACGUUACUAUUUCGUCAUCAGAAAAGCUCGAUAAUAAAUGCAUAAAAUCCGGAAGAGUACAGGAUUAUGAGGAAAGCCUUAACCAGCACCUUUUAAAUCCCGGACGUGACGUCAGAGUGACGUCAAAUGUGAACAGAACCUCCCAAAUACCGAACAAGUACCGUCCACAAAUCAGACCAGAAGGUAAAUGGAGUAACGUGCUUAUACCAGAAGACAAACCAAUAGGUACUGUCGUCACUAAAGUCCAAGCAGUCGAUAGAGACAACGGGUUUAACGGGAAACUAUGGUACACGAUCACAAGCGGCAACGGAGAUAGUUGCUUCAAUAUCAACACUCAAACCGGCGUCAUUUCGAUCGUAAAACUGCUGGACCGAGAACGAACAAGCCGCUACAAUCUAACAGUAUCCGUGUCGGAUAUGGGUUCGCCAACUAAGACUGCAUUCACCAAAAUAACAAUUAUUGUCGCCGACGUUAAUGAUAACCCUCCCGUAUUCGGACAGACUCGGUUCAAGUUCAGUUUACACGAAAAUGUGACCGUAGGUUUUGUAAUACAGCAAAAUAUAUGGGCGUCUGACCUUGACGAGGGUCGGAACGCAAAUAUAUCUUAUUCGCUAUCAUCAGCUGUCGGGGGAAAUAAGUUCGCUAUUAAUAAAACAACCGGAUUUAUAAAAGUGAUGGAAUCUUUGGACAGAGAAGAUGUUUCAGAAUAUAAGUUGACAGUCAUCGCAAAAGAUGCAGGGGAGCAUCCUCUUUCGUCCUCCGCGUCUGUUCUUAUCCAUGUAGCUGAUGUAAACGACAAUCCUCCACGCUUCCAUCAAGAUGUCUUCCGGAUCAAAGUCACAGAGGAUCUGCCGGUCGGUACUGUCGUCUUCCGGCUCCAAUCUUAUGAUCCAGACAUGCCCGAGCACUCCGAGGUCCGGUACUCACUAACGGCGGGGAUGUCGGACCACCAACGCCGCGGAGAACCGAAGUUUAACGUCGAUCCUCGGACCGGAUACAUCCGUAUUUCAGCCAAAUUGGAUUACAGAGUCAAAACUCGGUACAACAUUACAGCUCGAGCCAGAGACAGAGUAUACAGAGUCGCUACAUGCUACAUCGAAGUAGAGAUUCUGCCUGUAAACAGAAACCUUCAUGCGCCGUACUUUAACCUUCCGGAGGAUAAAUUUGAAGUCCUUGAAAGCGCUGAGAUCGGGAAGACGGUCGGAAUAGCUUCAGCCGUCGACGAUGAUAUAGGCGAACCUGAAAACUCAAUCGGAUAUUCAAUAGUGGACGGCACCGGACUUGGAAUUUUCGCCAUAGACGAAAAUACUGGCAUAAUCACCACAAGCCGACAGCUCGACCGAGAAACUGAGAGGUUCUACUGGUUAACAAUAAAAGCUACUGAUCGUGGUGCUAUCCCACUAUCAGGAACUAUGUUUGUUCUUGUUGAGGUCGGAAACAUCAACGACAAUGCUCCAAUUGCAACCCAGCCAAUUUUCUUCGCAAGCAUACGAGAAAAUUCGCCGCUCGGCAGCCAGGUUGUUCAAGUACAUGCUGUUGAUUUGGACGGCGACCAUGACACCAUACAGUACAGAAUGAGUGUUAACAACACAUAUUUCAAAAUCAACACUUCAACAGGAAUUAUAACAACUAAAAAAAGGAAGCUGGACCGAGAACGAAUUUCAGCACAAGACAUGAGAUUUGAGGUUCUGAUCUCGGACGGCGGUGAACCUCCUUUAUCGUCCUUUGCAAAAGUAGUUGUGGAACUAAUAGACGAAAAUGACAACCCGCCAAAGUUUAGAAAUAUUGAAUCCUUGCUUCAAAUACCUGCACGCAAUCGAACCCGAAUGCCCGUUGAAGUAGCACGGGUGGUCGCCUAUGAUAAAGACGAAGGAAGAAACGCCAAAAUCAAGUAUAAGAUAAACGGAAACAGUCGAUUUAAAAUCAAUCCAAACAAUGGAGUGAUCACCACGCAGCAAGGAUUUAAAGAAGGAACCAGAAGUGUAAUUAAGGUCGUCGCAACUGAUAACGGAAACCCAGCUCGCCAUUCGAAACAUAAACGAGUUGACAUACACUGGACGGGACAGCCUUUAAAUUCACUGCUUCCUCCAAAAAUCGCUCCCAACUCAGUGGCUGAUGUACUGAUAUUCGAGACUGUGGAAAGACAGUUCCGCGGAAGUCAAGAGCAGACUAAACUGGUUACACUGGUCAAAGCUACGGAUGAGGACUCGGACGAAAUACGCUUCAUGAUCAUGGCGGGCGACGACGAUCGUAUGUUUCACCUGAACAGUCAAGACGGGUCAUUAGUAACGGCUGGUUAUCCAGACGCUGAAAUCCAGAACUUUUACAACUUAACAAUUUGGGCGUCGGACGGUUACAAUAACGAUGUAGCAAAUAUUGUGGUUCGAAUUGGAGACUUGAACGACCACCGACCCGUUUUCGAUCAAGCCGUAUACGAGCACACAAUAUCAGAGAACACCACAGUCGGUACAAUGGUGUUCCAAGUCACGGCCACGGAUGGUGACAUCGAACCGAGACAGAAUGGGAACCUCAUUUACCGAAUAUGGAGUAGUGUGCAUUCUACUAGUCAGGACAAAUUCCGCAUAACUUCAGAUGGUGUAAUCUACACACAAGGGGAACUAGACAGGGAAGUACAGAGGGAACAUAUCUUUAUAAUAGAAGUCGACGACCAAGGCUCUCCUUUCUCAUUACAGGGUUAUUGUCGUGUCGUUAUUACCAUUGGAGAUAUAAACGAACACGCACCCCGUUUUACUGCGAGCAGUUACUCUGGAAUUAUAACUGUUGGAGCAGCGGACCAGACCACUGGAGCUGUUGAUAUGAAAUCAUCUAGUGUUGUAACUGUACGGGCCAGUGACCAAGACACGGGAAUGAAUGCUAAGAUAGAAUACUCAAUUGUCGAAGGAAACGAUGACGGUCUUUGGAGAAUAGAUCCCAGUUCUGGCGAAAUAUUUCCAACUGAAACUCUUACGGCGCACGAAAAUAUUCAGCCGAUGGUUCUGACCGUUCAAGCUAGUGACAGCGCUACGACGCCACUCAGCAGUACCGUAGAGGUAACCAUACAAGUCAGACACGACGAUUCAGCGCCACCGAAGUUUGAAGCUGACGAAAUCACUGCAAACCUUGAUGAAAACUUACCAAGCGGAAGCUAUGUCACCACUGUGAAAGCAAGUGCACCAUUUGGUGUUACAUAUAUGAUUUCUAUGGUCAAUGAUGAUGAACCUGUAUUUUCCAUCAAUGCCCAUUCUGGUGUCAUCUCAUUGGUUGGUGCACUGGACCGUGAAACGACAUCAUCAUACAUUUUCAAUGUGACAGCAGUGACAACUGAAGGAACAACAUCAACAACAACAAUUAAUGUCAACAUUAACGAUAUAAAUGAUAAUAGGCCUGAAUUUGAAAAACUGAGAUAUUCUGGCUCCGUUUCUGAGUCCUCAGGAUCGGCUGCAUCUUCCUCAAUAGAUGGGAUCAGUGGUCCUCUUAUAGUUCGUGCAUUAGAUAAGGACAUAGGUGACAACGGCAGGGUCAGAUACUCCAUCGCAGAAGCCUCAGACGAGAUUCAUGAGCGUUUCAGUGUUGACCAAUACACCGGUGCUGUUCGCACUAAAGCUGGAGCGAAUUUGUUUGAUUACAGCAUUGUGCAACACUAUUCUUUUGAAGUUAAAGCAUCUGACAUCGGCAGUCCAACUUUAAGGUCCAGCAGAAAUGCUGAAGUUACAGUCAACAUUAUAAGAACAGGCAUCUCUUCACCCAAAUUCUCUAAAAGCCACUACAGCUCCAAUCUGUACUUGCCAACAUGUAAUGGUGUGGUCAUAAGCCAAGAAAUUUCUGCUUCAUAUUCUGACCCAUUUAACCAAAACAAUGUCACAUACUCUAUUACUGGUGGCAAUGUUGGCAAUGCGUUUUCAAUUGAUUUAACUACUGGUGCAGUUACUGUAAGUGACUCUUCUGACAUGCAAAAUCAGUAUGCACUUAGACUGCAGGCGUCUGAUGGUAUUAGAAGCACAGUCACAGUGCUAACUGUAAUGCUGCACAAUCUGGAAAGCCAACUCAGUUUCUCCAAAGAAAUAUAUGAAGCAGAAGUUAUGGAAAGUUCUACAGAGAUUGAACCAGUUGUUGUGGUGACUGUAGCUGGUUUGGAGCUUGAAGACAACAUUAGGUUUACUAUUCUUAACCCAACUCCGCACUUUAAAAUUGGCAUCACAUCUGGUAUUAUUGAAACGACUGGUGUACCUGUGGACAGAGAAUCAAAUCUUGCUUAUGAGAUCCUUGUUGAAGCAGUUGAUGUAAACAUGCCACAAAAUGGUGGUCAAGUAAGAAGAGGCCGAUGUAUUGUCAAUGUAACAAUCAAUGAUUGUAAUGAUAACAAUCCCCUAUUUGUUGGCUUGCCAUAUUACUCAACUGUACAAGUUGAUGCCCUACCCCACACAUUCGUCAAACAGGUCCAUGCUAUAGAUGCAGAUACAGGUUUAAAUGGCCAAGUAACAUACACUCUCAGUGGUUCAUAUUCUGAGUUAUUUACCAUUGAUCCAGUAACAGGGAAUAUUACAGUCAGUCUCACACCCGCUGGUGUAUUAGGAAGCAACAAUGCUAAUUUCAACAUCACAUUAACAGCAACUGACAUGGGCACCCCAAAACGAUCCGGGACUUCAAAUCUUCGAAUUUCUCUCGUCAACCGAGCCACGCCAGUCUUCACCAUGCCAUUCUAUGAUGAAAUAAUGGUACCAGAGGAUGCAAAGCUUCACACAGUAGUAACAUCUGAUGUGUUGGCUUCAAGCCCAGAUGGUUCAGAUGUGUAUUACACCAUAGAAAGUGGUGACCCUCUGCAGUUAUUUGAUAUUGACUUUAUUGGAGGUACUAUUACCACCAUGGGCAGCCUGGACUUUGAAAAAAGAAACCAUUACCAGCUCCGAGUUAGGGCAAGGGAUGCAGCGUCAAGAGCAUACGCAGAUGUGGAAGUUACACUCCGAGUGACGGAUAUAAAUGACAAUGACCCAAUUUUUACUGAGAACGUUUACUCACAUACUUUACCCGAAUAUACAAGAGUAGGAACUCAAGUGGCAAAGGUUGAAGCAACUGAUGCAGACUCCGGAGCAUUUGGUUCCCUCUCCUACACCAUCCUCCCUGGCUCCGAGGAUGUUGGGAGUUUAUUCCUCAUCGAUUUAGAAACUGGAGUAAUCUGGACAGCGAGCAAUUUAGACGCAGAAACAAAAUCUGAAAUGGAAUUUGUCGUCAGAGCUUCUGAUGGCGGUUCUCCGGCCCGGUAUUGUGAUGUCACAGUGAGGGUCAUUGUAAACGACGUCAAUGAUAACCCUCCCAUAUUUGACCAGAGCGUGUAUGAGUUCUUCAUUAGUUCAGAGGCAAAAGCUCAGAGUUUUGUUGGAAAAGUGUUGGCUUCAGAUCCUGAUGUGUCUGACAAAAAUAAAAUCAGAUAUUCUUUGAGGCAAACAAGCGAUGGGAUGCUAGAAAUUGAUCAACCAACAGGCAUUAUUACUCUUGCUUCCACUAAUGCUUUCAAAGACAUUGCAAAAGUUUAUGCGAAUGUAUCAGCUACAGACGGUCUAUUUACUACCACAGUGGAUAUUAUGGUUCAAAUCAAUACACAAGAUACAUCACCUAAUGCAUUGUUGUUUGAUCAACCUGCAUAUAACUUCACAAUAGAGGAAAAUCAGGCUGCAGGAUCAAUCGUUGGCACUAUUGGUGCACAAUCAACCAGUACCGCAUCAUUUUCGAUGGAAAGCGAAAAUUUUAAUUCUGAUUUGUUCACCAUUCACCCAAAUUCUGGUGUCAUCACAACCACACAGAGUAUUGACAGAGAAACAAUAGCAGUUGGACAUAAUGUUGCUUUGGUUCAAUUCUACAUCACAGUUACAGAUGAAAUUGGUCAAAUAAACAGAACAUUAGUCUCUGUGAAGAUUACAGAUGUAAAUGACAAUCCACCAGUUUUCUUGCAAAGUAGUUAUGGAGCUGUACUUGUGGUAACAGAAGCCGAACUGUAUUCUAAAGUCUUACAGGUAUCGACAAAUGAUUAUGAUUAUGGGGUGAAUGGUAGUGUGAGAUACUCCAUAGUUGAAGAUCUAAACACAGCUAAAGAACUUUUAACACUGGAUAUGGACACUGGGGAACUAACACUACGACAAAACCCACAAAGACUCAGAAACCGUCAAGUUUUAAGUUUCUUUAUAAGAGCUACUGAUGGUGGAAGUGUGGAAAAACUAAGAAGUUUGACUUCUGUUUCAAUUUAUUUGACAAGUCAUCCUGAGUCAGUACCAAUAUUCACACAGGAUGUUUAUGAAGCUACUAUUGCAGAGAACCAAGUCAGCUCAAAUUUAACUACAGUCAAAGCAAGUGCAAAUGGUACAGAGAUAAUAUACAAGUUGGCACACCAUUUCAUUGACUCUUCUCUUGAAACAGAGGAUGAUUAUGAAUAUGCUGAAGAAGACAUGAUAACUGAACCACCCAACAUAACAACAGAGCUUUACCCUGAAGCUGACAUGUUUAGUGUUGACUCUGUAUCAGGUCAAAUAUCAUUGCUUAACCCAGUGGAUAGAGAACACAAAUCAUCAUAUGAAGUUACAGUACUUGCAUUUGUCAAAACUACCCCAGAACUUGUAGCUUCAGCUAAGGUGCAAAUACGAAUAACUGACGUGAAUGACUAUUCUCCCACAUUUAUGUCAUCCAAUUAUGAAGUGUCAAUCACUGAAGGACUACCAGCUGGUCAAAAUGUUGUACAAGUACAUGCUGUUGAUAAGGAUAAUGGAGAAUUUGGCAAAUUUACUUACAGCAUAAAGUCAAGCCCCACCAACAACAACACAGACUUUUUCUCUAUCGAUCCCAAAACCGGUUUAAUCCAGUCAUUACUGCCUCUGGAUCGGGAAAUCAAACCGUUUUACACCCUUACUGUACAAGCAAUUGACUUGGCUGGCAACAAUGAUACAACUAGUGUUAAUAUUAAUGUAGUCGACAUUAAUGAUUCUCCACCUGAGUUUUCUGGGAAUAGAUACACAAUCACUAUAUCAGAAAGUGUCGAUGUGGGGUAUUUGACCAGAAAAUUUUUGCGAAUUUCUGACAAUGAUACCUCGCUAAGUACCAAUAUUCAAGUCUACAUAACAGUUGGUAACUCAGAUGGAAAAUUUGCAGUUGUAACUAAAAGUCAAAAACAAAAGAAUCUUGUAACUGCUGGCCUGCAGGUGGUAAAAUCGCUAGACCGUGAAGACAAAGACCAUUAUGAGCUCACAAUACUAGCUACUGAUGGCUUGUAUACAGAUACAACAGUUGUUCAUGUAACUAUUGGGGAUAUUAAUGACAAUGCACCUGAUUGUAGCCAGUUGGAAUACAGAGGUUUUGUUCGUGAGGAUGCAGCAACUCAGACAUUAAUUCUCAAUAUUUUAUCUACGGAUGCUGAUAUAGGAGAAGCUGGCCGUGUUAGCUACCAGUUAACAGGAACCGGUUCUGACCAGUUUAAUCUGGAUCCUCGUACAGGCGAAUUGCGAACUGCAAGGGCACUGGACCGUGAAAUAACAUCAGAAUAUUCACUCACUGCUAUUUCUAUAGAUGGUGGGGAUAAGCAGUGCAUUAGCAAGGUCCACAUAACUGUUGAGGAUAUAAAUGAUAACCCUCCUAUAUUUGUUUCAACAUCACUGAGGCAUUCAACACGUGAAAACACGCCAACUAAUUCAUCUCUGCAUAGAGUGGUUGCUUUUGACCCAGAUCAAGGUUUAAAUGGCUCAGUUACAUACCAGCUUCGAGAUAAUAUGAACAACCAGUUUAGUAUCGAAUCCAAAACCGGUGUGUUGGUUUUGAACAAACCACUUGACAGAGAAACAGUUCCUUCUUAUCAAAUCGAGAUCAUUGCAAUUGAUGACGGCACAAUGCGAAUGUCCACCACUGAUAUUCUACAUCUACAAAUACUUGAUGUGAAUGACAACCCUCCGAUUUUUGACUUAAACCAGUACAAUACUGAGUUUCGUGAAGAUGCCAGUGUUGGCUUGGUAGUAUUACAAGUUUCAGCACAUAGUAUUGACAGUGGUGCAAAUGCAAAACUACGUUAUUCUAUCACACACGGAAAUGAACAUGGAAAAUUUGUAAUCAAUCAGGACAGUGGUGAAAUUCGUCUCAUUGCAACUGUAGAUUACGAGAGUGACCAAAGCUAUGUGCUCACUAUAUCAGCAGCAGAUAGAAGUUCAAAUCCUCUAUCUAGUGAAUGCACAGUUCGCAUAGCAAUUAUUGAUGUGAAUGAUAAUGCACCUGUUUUCACUGCCACCAGUUAUGAGAUUGAAAUAUCGGAAGACGCUGAAAUUGGGCGAACAGUUACUACAGUUUCUGCUACAGACAAGGACAGUGGGGCAGCUGGCAAUAUUACAUAUACCCUUGGUUCUAAUACAUCCCCAUUCAAAAUUCACCCUGUAACUGGUGCAGUUACAAUUACAGAGCCAGGAAUCGACUAUGAGACAAAACAGUCGUUUUCCAUCCAAAUUUUCGCAACUGAUCACGGCUUACCCGCUCAAAGUGCUGAAACUACUUUAGUGGUGACAGUCACAGAUGUCAAUGACAACCAACCGACAUUUAUAGUUACACCCCCUCCCAAUGCUGAUAGUGGUAGUGUCCAAUGUUCGGAAGAUGCCACAAACUGCACAGUAUUUGCACAUGAGAGCUCCAGUAACUCUGUUGUGCAUGGUGUUGUCAGUUUGAAUGCCACAGAUGCAGAUGGUGUUAACAAUGGACAACCUUUUAGAUAUCGAAUCAUGCCUGGAGCCUCUUCAGAUCUGUUUUACUUGGAUGAUCAAAAUGUCCUCAAAUCUCGCCAACCAUUGCGACUUAAUGACGCAUCCCAGAAUCUCAACUCCCAAAGAUUAGUACAUCAGUUGUCAUUGGAGGUGAAGGAUUCAGGAUCCCCGGCUCCUCUCACAUCCGCUCCUCUUCUUCUGAACAUCAUUGUGCUCAAGGAAAGCCAGUAUGCUCCACAAAUGACUUCUCAUUAUAUCCACGUCAGUGUGUUUGGAGAUGAGUUCUGUGGAGGUCAAAUCACUCAGAGCUUACACGCCACCGAUCGGGACCUAUUUGAUGAAGACAGACUUCGUUUCUCUCUAGCGACACCUGACGACUUUGAAAGGUUUUUAAUCUACCCCACCAGUGGCGCUAUCAUCUCAGAAUCUCCAUUGCAAACUGGCACGCAUGAUAUAUCGGUUCGUGUUAGCGAUGGAAGCCGUUUUAACGUGGCAGCCAUACCGGUUAAAGUGACAGAAAUAACACAGCUUGCACUUGAAAACAGCGUCUCCAUCUCAUUUGUUGGUAUACAAGAUAAGGAGCAAUAUCUUGCCUUAUUUCACUCACUCUUCAUUGACCAAUUGUCCGUUAGUGUUCUUCCAAAUGGAUUUAACAGGGAAAGAGACUUGAUAGUGAUUUCGUUACAGUCAAUUGAAGAUAGAGUUGAAUUGCUAUUUAGUGUGAAAAGGCCGCCACCAGAUACAUUUUCACGAAGUUUUUAUCAAUCAAAACGACUGAAAUCAAGCUUAGAAACCAACCGAGAACUCAUUGAAGAAAAACUAAGAGUCGAAGUUUUUAGCAUUGAAGGUACUUCUUGUAGUAACAUCCAAUGCACGCAAGGAAAAAAGGCAAAAUGCAGACAAGUGCCUUCAUUAAUCCCAUACAGUAAAACCAACCCUUCUGACCCAGUUUCGUCAAUCAGUUGGUCACUUGUCACCCCAAAAUUCACCCGUCAAAGCGAAUGUAUUUGCCCACCUGGAACAGUAAGCCCAACAUGUGAGCCUGCGUGCUCAGAUACACGAAACCCGUGCUCUGAUGGCCUCUUUUGCACUCCUGACCUGACAGAACCUAACAAGUAUAGAUGCUCCAACCCAAUCCUACUACCUUCUGUUAUGUCUUUUAAUGGAAAAUCUUCUGCAAAUUACAAACUCAGCCGCAAUAUGAGACAUACACCUUUCAGAGUAAAUUUACGAAUCCGUACAUUCCAAUCUAAUGCAACUUUACUAUACGCCACUGGCAACCAAGACUUUGCCCAUUUGCAGACCUUUAAUGGUUUGAUAAAAUUUUCCUUUGACUGUGGAAGUGGUCCACAAUUUAUAGUCCGAGACGCAGUAAAAAUAAAUGAUGGACACUGGCACGACAUCAAUGUACAAUCAGUCAGUCAACAGAACUCACCCUGUGGAUUCCAAAUUACUGUCGAUCAAAUAUACACAUCUCGGCUCUUAGCAAGCACUGGCCGUCCGAAUUUGGACCUAACAGAUGUCACAUUAGGGGAAUUCCCAGGCCAAGCAAGAUCAAAGCGGAACAAGAGAUCAAGAGAGCAGGAAAACAACAUCCGGAGCGGGUUCAGAGGAUGUUUGGAAGAUGUGGAAGUAAACGAGGUUGAUUUCAUCAAUCUUCCUCCCAACAGCAAGACAUCAGGGAUCACUUUGAUCUCACUGGAAGAUGUGGAGAACAGCUGUAUGGAAAGAGUUGUUACAAUGGGAGCAUGUAUGAAGAACCCAUGUUUAAAUGGUGGCAGUUGUUUUCCUGCUGCCGAUGGCCACCAUAGAUGUGACUGCCUGUCUAACUUUGUUGGUGACCGUUGUGAAGUGCUAAACCCUUGUGGUGGUGAGCCAUGUUUAAAUAAUGGAAGGUGUCUUGCUACAGGACGUGAAGCCAGCUGCCGCUGCAAGCCUGGAUUUAGUGGUCACUUUUGUGAGGUGUUUGCUGGUUGCAAAUCAAAGAAAUGUCAGAAUGAUGGAUCUUGUGUAAUGGAUAGCAGAAGCCAUGCAUCGUGCUCAUGCAUGAGGGGUUGGUCGGGCAAGCAUUGUGAGAAGAAUGUUAAUGAAUGUCUGACACCAUUGGGAUUGAAAACAUGCGGGAAGCUGGAGCAUUGUUUCGACUAUCCUGGUGGUUUCGCUUGCAAUUGCUCAGCUAGUGGGGAUGUUGCACAAGAUACAAGAUGUAAUGCAUACCAUGCACACUUGAAAACUGCUCCUAGUGAGGCAGGUCUAGACAUGCCCACUAUUAUAGCUAUCAUUGUGAGCUUUGUGGUACUGGUGGCCAUUAUAAUCAUUGUGGUUUUGCUAAUACGUCGUCGUAGAAAAAAAACGAAACAUUACAGAAGGGGUAGCCAUCGGAGCAAGGAAUUUGAACUUACAAAUAGUUUUAAUCCAGACAGUAUAAGGGACCAACAUCCACCCCCACCAAUACCAAGCCCACCAACUGGUUAUCGACCAACAUCUCGUGAAAUGUAUGGUUACGACUCCACCAACCAUAUUGAUCAAGAGCAGCGUAGACCUCUGUUCUGCAGAGUACAACCACAACCUGUAAGUCCAUCAUCUGUGUCAGAUAACGACUCUAUAAAAAAACCACCAGCUUCGUGGCAGGACUAUGACUCACAUAAGUUUAACGGUUCGGCGUCUUCAGUUCAGACCAACUACAAGACCAGUGGCAUUUCUAUCAAUGAACAACAAAAUUACGAAUGGGACGAUAUGGUCCCCCCGCACCUUCCGUCCUUUGGAACCCGGUCCCACGGUGGCGCCAGCGAUGUGCCAAGCUCACCCGACUCGCGAAGGAGCGUCAGCAGUCAUGCCUCGCGUCGCAGUCGUCGUAGCGACCGCUCCAACGCACUCCCCGGACAUUACUCGAGCAGCGCCAAGCGACGCAGAGAAAAACAACUCUUCCAGAUGAUCGAUACACCGAUGAGGCCAGAAGACAAGAUGCGAGUCCAGCAAGUCUUGAAUGAAAUAAUGAACGAAAACGCUGAAAGUCUUCGUGGAAAAGACAGUCGUAACAGCAGCAUCCGUAGCUCUUCUUCCCGAUAUCGACCGUCUCUUCCUCGCAACGAGCCGCUUCCUCCCCCGCCUCCGGAGCCUGUCUCCCCAACUCCCUUGGAGGACUCCUAUCCUGCUCAUCAGCGGAAGACAACCUGCUCCACAAGUGAUGAACCCAUGUCAUCUUCGUCAUGUCGCCCCUCUGGAUCAGAUUCCGACUCCGCUCCUAGGUCCUCCGGAUCAGAAAGACUCCCACCCCCUCCCACUGAUCAUGAACUUCGAGUUCUACAAGAAGAAGAUGAGGACACAGAACUGGAUGCGGACCUCCCACCUCCUCUCGCUAACGAAUCUUACUCCUCGCUCCUCGGAAGACCUUUUGAUAUAGGAGUACCAACUCCUGCCGCAGUCCGGAGCACAAAAUUUCAUCCGGAUCAGUAUCUUUACCGCCAUCACCCCUCAGACAUCAGUGAGACAUCAGGAUCAAUCCCUGGAAGCUCUUUAAGUCUUGAUGUUGCAGAUUUAAACCGAAGAUUGAUGAUUAAUGGAGCAAAUCAACCCCAGUAUUCACAUUACCUCCCAGAACCCACCCCACCCCCACCACUCAGACAUGACAGUGAACGACUGGAAAUGUCAUCAUUAUCCGAAGCAGAAGAAGAUGAUGAACUUAUCCCGGCCCCAGACCAGCGCCAGAAACGCCGCUACAUCAGUAACGGUCGUCCUCCAAUUGAUCCCAAAUCCCGAUCUUCCCGUCGCCCAAAAAAGUCCGGAAACAGAAGUUACAAAAGAACUGAAAACCCUCGUCCUCUUCAAGUAGAACAACAUAAACUCCACUCAAAUGAAGCCUUACCAAGGGGAAACUUCUUCAGGCCUGUAAGCAGCGAAAUAGGUUACAUUGAUGACGCCGGCGGAAAUGACAUCACUCUCAUCUGAUCUGCUGCUAACGUCAUUGGGAAUUCCCCGCUUUUAUUAUCGCCACCAAACGCUGUUAACUUAUUCUACGCGUAAAGUUUUACUCGCGCCUGUUUCCACUGUGCAUACAGUAACCGGCACUCGCCAAGUAACGUACUCAUAUAAAAAGAGGCUGGCGUACGACCACAGCCUCGUACACUACAUUUUUACCCCAACAAGACAUUUUUACAAGUUUCACGCAAGUCUAAUUAUAAGUUGUAGUUCAUUUCGUUAUUUUUCGUACUAUUUUCGUUAUAUUUUGAUGUAAUUAUGUUGGGUGAUAGCCCUACUUCAAACACCUGCUGUAUGAACAACUUUGGGUUCUAUGCUAAAUGUACAAUGUAAGCUUCGCUAUAAUCUCGUUUUAAUGAUUUCCACGCAUAGCGUAUUCUUGAAGCUUUGCAAAUAAAACAAAUCGAUAUGUAA
Ciona intestinalis (vase tunicate) is the source of this 15386-nucleotide messenger RNA. The record is from RefSeq and is a predicted model, not a curated record. Lineage: Eukaryota; Metazoa; Chordata; Ascidiacea; Phlebobranchia; Cionidae.